AUGAAGUUCGCCGCUGCCACCGUCCUUGCCAUCGCUGCCCUCGUCCAGGGAGCCAGCAUCACCCGCCGCCAAACCCUUGACCAGAUUCACUGCUCAAUCCCAUGCAUCAAGGACGUCACCGAUACCGCUGAAUGCCAAGGAAAUCUUGCACAAUGCUUCUGCGACUCUGCCGACACCAUCAAGGAGCAAGCUGGUGAAUGCGUAACCGGGUGUGGUAUCGAUGAAGACAAACAGAACCAGAUUUUGGACGGCGCAAAGGCCCUGUGCACUAAUCCAGAUGACGACGAGUCCACAGAAUCGUGCGCUAUUUAUUGCACAUCGAGCGUUACGGAGAGCAUUGAAUGCGGUGGUGACACUCUCACGAACUGCAUUUGCAACAAUCUCGAUAAACUCACGGACGAAUCUAAGCUCUGCCUUGCCGAUUGUGGCAUUACUGACAAUACUCAACAGCAGAUUCUGCUUGGUGCCAAGGCCCUUUGCGAGCAGAAGCAGGAAUAG
Messenger RNA from Pochonia chlamydosporia 170, 498 nucleotides. RefSeq lists its product as hypothetical. The record is from RefSeq and is a predicted model, not a curated record. The transcript is spliced from 3 exons. Lineage: Eukaryota; Fungi; Ascomycota; Sordariomycetes; Hypocreales; Clavicipitaceae. The coding region runs from base 1 to 498 and encodes 165 amino acids.